Messenger RNA from Lodderomyces oxycetoniae, 1392 nucleotides. It is a transcript of the gene FUM11, whose product is annotated as fumarase. The record is from RefSeq and is a predicted model, not a curated record. Gene Ontology annotation, molecular function: fumarate hydratase activity. Gene Ontology annotation, cellular component: tricarboxylic acid cycle heteromeric enzyme complex; mitochondrion. The transcript has a single exon. NCBI's taxonomy places the organism in Eukaryota, Fungi, Ascomycota, Pichiomycetes, Serinales, Debaryomycetaceae. Gene Ontology annotation, biological process: fumarate metabolic process; tricarboxylic acid cycle; malate metabolic process. Bases 1 to 1392 code for a protein of 463 amino acids.
AUGACCGACAAACGUAUAGAGUCCGAUGCUUUCGGGGAGAUUGAAGUUCCUGCAAAUAAAUAUUGGGGUGCACAAACUGAAAGAUCAUUUUCGAAUUUCAAAAUCGGAGAUGCCAAAAUGCCUCUUCCCAUCAUCAAGGCAUUUGGGAUUUUGAAAAAAUCAGCGGCAAUUGUCAAUGAAGAGCUAGGUAAAUUGGAUUCAACCAAAUCCAGAGCAAUUCAACAGGCAUGCGACGAGAUUAUUUUAGGCGAGUUCGAUGAUAAUUUCCCCUUGGUUGUGUACCAAACAGGAUCGGGUACUCAGUCCAAUAUGAAUGCCAAUGAAGUGAUUUCAAACAGGGCAAUUGAACUCCUUGACGGGAAGAAAGGGUCAAAGACCCCAGUUCAUCCCAAUGAUGAUGUUAACAUGUCACAAUCAUCCAAUGAUACCUUCCCCACAGUGAUGCAUAUUGCCGCAGUGAUGCAAAUUAAACAAUAUUUGAUCCCAAAUCUUGAGGAUUUGAAAGAAGCUUUUGCAAAAAAAGCAAAAGAAUUUGAAAAAAUUAUCAAGAUUGGUAGAACUCAUUUGCAAGAUGCUACACCAUUAACUUUGGGGCAAGAAUUUUCUGGAUAUGUACAACAGUUGAAAUUUGGAAUUGAGAGAGUAGAAGGAACUUUGCAAAGAUUAUCACUCUUGGCGCAGGGAGGUACCGCUGUGGGAACUGGUUUAAAUGCGCCAAUUGGAUUUGAUGUUAAAAUCGCCCAACAAGUCUCAAAAUUGACUGGGAUUCAAUUUAAUACAGCCCCCAACAAAUUUGAAGCUUUAGCUACUCAAGAUGCAGAUGUGGAAGCUUCGGGUGCAUUGAAUACUUUAGCCACCUCUUUAUUCAAGAUUGCAAAUGAUAUCAGAUAUUUGGGCUCAGGACCAAGGUGCGGGUACGGUGAAUUGUCAUUGCCUGAAAACGAACCUGGUUCUUCGAUCAUGCCGGGAAAGGUAAACCCAACACAGUGUGAAGCAAUGACAAUGGUUUGUGUCCAAGUUAUGGGAAACAACUCCACGAUAACUUUUGCCGGUGCCUCUGGACAAUUUGAAUUAAAUGUUUUCAAACCAGUUAUAGCUUACAAUUUGUUAAAUUCUAUCCAAUUAUUGAGCGAUGCUUGUAGAUCAUUCAGAAUACACUGUGUCGAAGGUAUUGUGGCCAAUAAGGAAAAAAUCGACAAAUUACUACACGAGUCAUUGAUGUUGGUGACUGCAUUGAAUCCCAAAAUCGGUUAUGACAAUGCUUCGAAAGUUGCAAAAAAUGCUCAUAAAAAGGGAAUUACUUUAAAACAAUCUUGUGUUGAUUUAGGAAUGUUGAGUCCUGAAGAGUUUGACCUCUGGGUCAAACCAGAGAAUAUGAUUAGUCCUAGGUAG